CUGCUCCUUCCCUCGUGGGAACAAAAGCUAACUUGUAUAUUCGAAACAAAUUGGUACUCCUACUUUCGAAUUUGCGCAAAAACAAAAUCUAACAGGAGAUCCAAGGUAGGAUCAAGGGCAUCAUGAGUUAUGGAGGUGGAGUUGGUUACGAUCGUCACAUUACCAUAUUUAUUACUACUAUUUUCCCCCCGAAGGUCGUCUCAACCAGCUAGUCGUGUGCCAGACAAGCCCACACCAUUGAAUCUUCGUUGUCAAUCUAAGGAUGAUGAUAUUGGAUACCAUACUCUCCAUACUGGUCAAGACCUCCGUUGGAGUUUCAACCGAAACUUUUGGGGAACAACUCUAUUUUUUUGUCAUUUCUAUUGGGGCUCCAAAACUAGAGUAUUUAAUGUCUAUGAUAGUAGCAUCAAUUACGAUUACUGUCUUAUGACUUCCAAGGGUCAUAGAACUUGCUAUUGGGAGGUAAGACCAGACGGUUUCUAUGUUAGCGGAAAUCAAAAGUCUUGGGAGCUAAUGAAUCUCUGGGCAUGAUUACUAGUUUGUUGUGAUUAUAUAUAUGGUCACUAAUUAAUGCAUGAGUCGU
Rhododendron vialii is the source of this 583-nucleotide messenger RNA. Its product is annotated as S-protein homolog 5-like. Bases 130 to 531 code for a protein of 133 amino acids. NCBI's taxonomy places the organism in Eukaryota, Viridiplantae, Streptophyta, Magnoliopsida, Ericales, Ericaceae. The transcript has 2 exons. The record is from RefSeq and is a predicted model, not a curated record.